This is a messenger RNA of Exaiptasia diaphana, 9671 nucleotides long. RefSeq lists its product as uncharacterized. Gene Ontology annotation, molecular function: calcium ion binding; calcium channel activity; protein binding. The transcript has 21 exons. The record is from RefSeq and is a predicted model, not a curated record. The coding region runs from base 1 to 9105 and encodes 3034 amino acids. Gene Ontology annotation, biological process: detection of mechanical stimulus. Gene Ontology annotation, cellular component: membrane. Lineage: Eukaryota; Metazoa; Cnidaria; Anthozoa; Actiniaria; Aiptasiidae.
AUGGCAGUCCAGACGUCAGGUAACGCAAACAGCAACCUUGCUGGUGCUAAUGAUGUGCUUACAAAUAUUGGAGUUAACGAUACAGCCAUUGGCGAUCAAGAAUCAUUUGCCGCCGUCCUGUGUAAGGGAAGUAAAAACUGCAAAGUCAAACAGGCUAAGAAUACAAAGAGUAACGGGCCGACAUUUGUUUCGUUGACGAUCAGUCUACCUUUUGGUUAUAUCCCAAAUGAAUCGCUUCGUUCGCCUUUUUUUGACGUUAAAAAAACAUCAAAUGGAGCAACCUGUUCAAAAGCGUCAGGUAACGCCGCCGAUUGCGUCAAGAUUUUAGACGGUUUGACGUCGACAGAGUGGGUGAGCACUUCUCAGGGAGUUGGUGCUACAAAAAAAAUACACUUUCCAGCUGUAAAAAUCAACAAAGUCAAUAUCUAUCAGAGAUCGUUGUCUACUGCACAAAUUAAAGACGUCCGUCUGGAUUUUAGUGACUGCAGCACGGUUCACGUUGCACUUACUAACAACAAAAACAGCUUUGAAGAGUUUCACUUCUCUGCACGAGUAGCUWCAUGGGUCAAAUUUACUGUUACUACCAAAAAAACAUCGACCAAUCCAGUGGGCUUCAAAUCGAUACAGCUAUUGUAUGAUGAAGAUGCAAACCACUUUUGGCCCAUGGACAAGAUAAUGCUGAAUGAUUUGAUAAAUUUCAAAAAAGGAACAUCGCAUGGACCUAUGAAAGUGGAAACUACAACAGGRAAUUUGAGUGGAUUCAAAAAAAUUGCCGYCAAGUUUGAUGGGACAAACUGGAUUGAGCUCGGAGAUUUCAAAGGUGAAUGCAUCAGCAACCCAGACCUUUGUGAAGAUGGAUUAACUGUAUYACUACGAUUCACACGAGCCGGCUCUGGAGAAAAAAAAAUUWUGUCAUCAAAUGGCGAAAAUGGCCSAGGAUUUGCAAUUUCUCAUACCAACACAAACGGAAAAAUUAAAGUUGAGAUAAGAGAUGGCAUACGGUAUUGGUACGUCGACGAAACCGUGUCUCAGUCAGGCCAACAGAUGCUCGCCUUCACCUGGAGUAAAGAAAAAGGUCUUGCUGUCGUGGUAGGGUAUUCAGAUUUUUCUGUUUACGAAGAUGCAGUAGGCUUGGAUUGGCCGAAAAAAAAUGAGUCGACGAMAUUGUUUGUUGGGAAGCCGAGUAAAUUGAAUACCAAGUAUUUUCAAGGGAAAAUUGACAGCAUUGCCGURUYCUACAAAUACCGAUCUGCAGAAUGGAUGAAAAAAAAAUUGAAGGGAAAUGGAUCUGCGCUUGCUACUAAAAAAAAACCAUGUACCAAACGAAGCUCAUCUAACGCAGUGAGUGGCUUGCAUAUCCUACCAAAAAAAGUAGAUAUGGAUGGAAAACUUGUGGCUUUAGAUAUUGAUAUCAUCAAACAAGUUGAGGGAGGCUCAUCCAUUCARWCAAAAAAAUGUUUUGGGGAUGGACAUUGUGAAGUCAAGAAUGGAACUUCUAGUGCCGAAGGCAAAAAAAUUUAYAAUGGAUCGUUUUCGCAUAACUAUACCAAAGAAGGUGAUUAYAUUGCAAAAAAAAACUUUUGCAAUUGUAUCGGUUGUAACUCGACAACUGUACCAGUCCAUGUAGAGGUACCAGUACGACAUCCAAAAGUGACAUUGAACAGAAAGAAAGCACCAACGGUGCAUAUGGAUAAAAAAAGUUCGCGAUUAUAUGUUCUCACCAACGAGACAGUGUAUAUGGUAGCGGAUACCGAAAAAAAUACUAAUGUCAAAGUUUUAUGGUCGUUUGGCGACGGGGCCAAAGCAAAUGAAUAUAAGGAAGGAGAGUUUAACGACGCCGGCGCACAUGCCAAUCAUUCAUACUCAAAAUCUGGAAAAAAAACCAUAACUGUAACCCUCGAGAACCAGAACGGUAAAAAUAUGUUUAGUUGUGCUAAAAAAAAUCAAGAUCCUGUGCAUACAUUGAAGAUGACGUCCAAUUCUCCUCAAGGAUACCCAAAAAAAUCUUUAAGAAUCCAAGUCGWCACGAUAGAUCCCAGACCAAGCGAUCCAAUUCACUGUUUUAUUACMUUUGGUGAUGACACUACAAAAGCCGACCUCUUCGGCAGCGGGUGCACCAAUGAACUGAUUAAGCAUGUUGAAGGCGUAAACACGUUAGAUAUAAAAAAGAUAGAUAAAUCGACGCUUACUGGCAACCAUACUUUCCCUACAGUAGGGGAAUAUAAAAACAUGAUGUAUUGUUGGAAUCGUGUGUCUGAAUGCCAGGAACCAUUCGCUACUGUUGUAGUUAAUAAACCUUGCAAGCAACCCAUUGUCGGAUUUGMGACUUUAUCCCYAAACAAAACGCGGAUUCAAGAGUUYAAAAAAUCUGAAGAKGCUGUUAUUUUAACAGACAACACAGUUGAUUGCGAAGCAUCUAAARAGUCAAAGUUUACAUGGAAGUGUUAUGAAGUCGACAGURAAACAUUUGCAGAAAAUGAAUUCAAUUUGACUGGAAUUASUACCGGUUCAGAUACAUCAACAUUAACUUUCAAGAAAUUAGCAYUGAAAUAUGGGUUAUACAAAUGYUGCUUCACACUGAACAUGACARAGAUGRUUGGGGUGGAGGGCUCAGCAUGUGGAUAUUUUAAAAUCACCCCGUCGCAAUUAAUCGCCAAAUGUAAGGGAGGUUCAUCUAGAGUAUAUGGCUACAACCAAACGAAAGAAUUAGACUGCACAGAGUCCGAUGACCCUGAUACAGCGGACAAAACAGUAACAUCAGAUAACAACAUCAAAUGCAACUUCUUCUGUAAAGCCGAGGGUGAUAAUUACACUUUUCCUGACUGCAAURRGCUCGAYGAARAUMAUUUGCCGCCAGUUCCCUCCAAGCCAGUAAUAACAGGGAAUGMUACUAACAUCACUAGACCGUAUCUCGGAGGCUGUUUCGGAUACGGGCCUGGACGRCUGGAGUCUAAAUCUCAUUGCAGAGUGAAACUGUUUACAGGGCACAUGCUCGAAAACAYGACGUACACCUUAAAAAUGUGUAUGCGGCAUAAAGAUGGUAGAAAAGCUGGCACCGAACAAACGUGGAAAAUCAAGGAAGGCAACCCCCCAGUGAUGCUUAUUUCAUGUGCGACGAACUGCGGCGAAAAGCUCAACCCCAGUGGAAAAACAACUUUUACGUGUAAAUGCGAAGACUGCCCCUCAAACACACAAGUCUUCUACAAAUGGAGUAUUUGCAAGGAUGCGUCCAAAGAAAAUUGCAAAACGAUAGAUGACAAAGAAUUAUUGACAAAAUACUUAGACACGGCGUCUCUAGAGGGAAGGAACCUUGCUGUUUCUGCUAAUAARCUUGCAGGAGGUAUUAGCUACAGGUUCAUCUGUCGUGGUUGGCGUGGAAGGAAGAGCGGUACCCCUGGUGAGGCUAAUGAAAUGAAAACGGUUAACGUUCCUCCCCAAAAAGGUACUUGUACCGUUAGUCCGACGACGGGUACYUCCAUGAAUACCACCUUUACGAUCACGUGCAAAGAUUGGGAAGACACAGAUAUGCCGCUGACCUACAGUUAUGGUUACGUAAAAAAAUGCAGCGAAAAAGRUACUCCUAGUGUUCUAGAUUCGSAUCUGUCCUCGAGUGAGUAUARGGUUCAGRUGCCUGUAGCAGGUGACAAGAAAGACAAUCAUUUGUUACAUUUCACGGUGCACGUGGCUGAUAAAUACAAAGCAUUCAAUAAAACUGUCUGUAUUCCUGUAACGGUUAAAGAGCAAAUUAUUGAGCUUAAAGAUAUGGAAAAAUUAAUGACGAAUAAUAUCGAAAAUAUGCUUGCGUCUGGAAGCGCUUCUCUGGCACUGAAUUUAGUCCGUGGCAUAGGCGACCAGUUAAAGWCUCAAGCUGCUGCAGUCGGUGAAAAAACAACAGAUGGCGAUGGAGGUGGCCAGCCUGCCCCGACCAAAAGCCCUGACCAGUUAGAGAAAGAGAAGGAGAAACGGAAAGAGCUUGUAAAACAGUGCAUAGAUGUUUUGGUCAAAGUGCCACCCAAGACUCUUUCAGCGGUCGUAUCAACAUCGCAAACGUUCAAUAACAUUUUGGAAGUCCCACCUGACGAAGUUAACGAAGCAGCAAAGACACGAGAUAUGGCCAACAAGGUGAUGGGUGUAACUAAGCAAAUAGCGGAUUCCGGUCUUCAAACAAUGAGUGCUGGCGAGAAGCCUUUGAAACUUACAACACCUGGCAUGGAAAUGCAACUAAAUCGACAAACCCCUCAAAGCCUUGCUAAUGCUACCAUUAAACUAGAUGGUGGCUUAAGCGCACAGGUUCCAUCGAUAUUAGGUGGUAAGGACAAAGGCGGAGGAGAAGAGCCCCCACCUACGGAUUCCAUGGCUAUGAUGACAAGCAACAACGUUUUUAACUUCGGMAAAMRWGCAGAGUUGACGACAGGAGGAAACUUKGUCAMUCUUGAGUACUUGAACAGUUCCACCAAAAAACCACUUAAGAUCGAAAAUCUAAAAGAGCCAUUCCUAUUGGUAAUACCACGCCRGGACAAUCCUGUUSUACCAAGCUGGGUAUGGAUAAAGGACAACGAUAUGAACUAUUAUAGCUUUGAGUUGCAGCAGAAUGACUCUGCGAUAACCAUCUUUCUAUUCCCAAAUACCUGCGACUAUGGCUUUACAGUUUACAUAAAAAAAGACUVCUACCCCAAAGAAGACGACUAUGACAUGAUAUUCCACUUACCACACGAKGACCAGUGGGACUUUGAGACCAACUGCAGCAAAGAUUCCAAUAACACCGACCCGUUUAAGCUAUUUCUUUCACCCAAAACUUUUAAUCACUCAGGAGCAGGUCARUACAAAUUGGGAUUUGUACCAAAACCGAGAAACGGUUCAGGCGUCGUGAAUUACCUUCCUGGUAAUUACCUUCCUGGAAAUGCAACAGUGAUGAUGUUCACAAGCAUGUGUGUCUUUUGGGACCCAGCGGAUGAAUCUUGGCUGACAGACGGCUGUGAGGUUUCACCCGAAACUACUCCUGAUGAGACGCGAUGCCUCUGUAACCACUUGACUUCAUUCACGACCUCGUGUAUUGUCCCCCCAAACGCGAUCGACUGGAACAAGGUCUUAAAUCCCAGCAUUGAAGAUUUAUACGUGAUAGUGACCACUGUAGCGGUCGUGUAUGCUAUAUAUUUCAUUUGUUUGGUGUUUGCUAGAAGAGCAGAUCGACGAGAUGCGGAAAAGGCAAGUAACUGCGCAUGCGUUGGAACUCUAAUUUGCCACGUGCACGUCCAUACAGGAUUUGUACGAGGAGCAGGAACAAGUGCCGAGGUGUCCAUAGUCAUGAAUGGCUCGGUAGGUGACAGCGACCCAAGAGUGCUCAAAGACUCAGUACGGAAGGUAUUUCGCACAGGUGGUGUGGACGCCUUCCUCAUGACGGCACCACAGUCACUGGGUGUYUUGAGAAACAUUCGCAUAUGGCAUAAYAACGCUGGUGAUUAUCCAUCUUGGAAUCUUCUCCGAAUUAUGAUUCAAGAUCUACAAUCWGGAAAGAGAUGGUGGUUUGUAUGCGACGAAUGGCUGGCUGUGGACGAAGGAGAUGGGAAGAUCGAGCGUAUCUUGUAUCCUGCAACGUCCAACGAUCUUACAAAGUUCAACGUCCUGUUUGCRACUGAAAUUCGYAAGAACUUAACAGAUGGUCACUUAUGGUUUUCUGUGGUUACACGUCCCGCUCGGAGCACCUUCACAAGGGUACAGCGAUUAACUUGCUGCUUAUCUAUCCUUCUGACGUCUAUGCUCGCCAAUAUGAUGUUUUACARAAACGAUCCCCAAAAGGGACCAAAAGGGUCCAUUCAAAUAGCGGGCUUCAGUUUCUCACUUGAACAGGUUUCUAUUGGUAUAACUAGCAGUCUUGUUGUGUUUCCUGCCAAUUUGAUCAUCGUGCAGUUAUUCCGGAAAGCACGCGCCAAGGAAGUCAARAACGACAUUGGAAAGUACGAUGACAUAACUCAYGAUGAUGAAGACAUCGAAUAUGCCGGCGAAGCCGAUGCUGAUGAAAAGGCAAAGAAACCAGCRAAAAAAGAAGGACUUCCAUAUUGGUUUAACUACGUUGCUUACGYYAUUGCUUUUAUGAGCUGUGCUGCUGCAACGGUGGUUGUCGUCUUCUACGGGAUUACGUUCGGUGAAGAAAAAACCGGCAAAUGGUUGAUGUCUAUGACAAUUUCUCUUGUCCAAGAUGUACUCRUUUCUCAGCCAAUCAAAAUAUUCAUACUUGCAUCGAUGUUUGCUCUGCUCAUCAAGGACCCUAACAAGGCUGAAAGUGAUCCCAUAACUGAUGCUAAUAAGCUGUCAGCAGAUGAGGAAUGGCUUCAUAAGAAUGUCAAGGACUUGAACGACGAUGAAAAACAAGACUUUAAGAAGCUUAUCACGGACCGGCCACCGGACGAGGCAAAGUUGGAGAUUGCUCGACAACUGCGAAUGAAGGAAAAACAGAUGAAGUCCAUCAUCCGAGAACUUGUGUGGUAUCUGAUCUUCUUACUUGUGAUACUGACCAUAAGCUAUGGAAACAGGGAUCCCGAUACAUAUCGUAUUACCAAGUACAUGGAGGAUUUGUUUGUCAAAUCUCGAUACAAUGGCACUAAAAAAUUUACAGAGGUACAAAAGAUAGAUGAUUACUGGAAUUGGAUGAAUGAGACUGUCAUACCAAGUAUUUACAAAGAACAAUGGUAUAAUAGUGACCAGACAUACCCAGUCGGUUUCCUGGCCGACACACCAACCGACUAUUUGCUGGCGGUGGUCAGACUAAGACAGCUACGAAUAAAGAAAGAUUCCUGCACCUAUCUACCGGUCUUUAAACAUGUGAUAACAGAAUGCAAUGACUUCUACAAUUCGGACGAAGAAGACCGAGCWGGAUACCUACAAAACUGGGUAACUCCUCCUGAUGUAAACACYACUAUGCGUCCUCCUGGCGCCAAGAAAACCGCCUGGGAAUACCAAACAGGCUCGGAACUUAAGACGUUUCCUUACUGGGGAUACAAAGCUACAUAUAAUGCAGGGGGCUAUGCCAAGGAGUUACCCACSAAUAGUAUAAACGACAACAUCRACAARGCAUAUUCGAUAGUUGCAGAACUGAAGUCAAAAGACUGGAUCGACCGCUACACCCGAGCUAUCUUCACAGAACUAGCAAUAUAUAAUGCAAACACUAAUUUYUUCUGCGUCAUAACCYUGCUGUACGAGCAACUYCCAACGGGUGCUCUAUUCAACUACCCCAGCAUUUURACUCUCAAGCUGUAUCGCUAUGUUGGUGGUGAUAUGUACUUCGUGAUGGCUUGUGAGAUUACAUACWUGYUGUUCACGCUGUUUUUCAUMUUUCGUGAACUGAAGAARGCCAAGAAAGAAGGUCUCGCAUCCCUAAAGAACAUUUGGAGCCUUUCGGAGAUCUUCAUCACCAUGCUSUCUCUAUCUCUUGUUGUAUUGUACUUCUUAAGGAUAAAGUUCACAGACGAUGCUGUGGCACAGAUGCGCGCUGAUCACUCUCAGUUUGUUAGUUUUAACUACACAGCUUUUCUGGACGAGUGGAUAAAUGCCUUGAUGGGCUUCGUUGUGUUCUUGUCAUUCAUCAAAAUCAUCCGUUUGCUKAGAUUUAAUAGAAGAAUGUCACUUCUGGCUCAAACGCUAAGAGUCUGCAUUCCAAGAAUUGCUGCAUUUCUUGUUAUCUAUGGGUCRUCCUUCUUCGCCUUUUCUUUGUUUGGAUGUCUUGUAUUUGGACAAGACAUGGAAGGCUUUGGGACAAUCUUACGSAGCGCAACGACUCUWAUGGACACAAUCCUUGGCAAGUUCCAACUGAGAGAGAUGACCAAUGCCAACAGAAUCAUUGGRCCAUUCUUCUUCUACUUCUAUACAGUWRUAAUGGUGUUUAUUCUGAUCAACAUGUUCCUGUCAAUCAUCAAUGACUCAUUCGCUGAAGUCAACAGGGACGUGAACAAGCAGUCAAACGAUUAUGAAAUUGUCGACUUCAUGGUCCAUAGACUAAAAGAGAAUAUUGGGAAAACCAUGGGUAAUGCUAUUGUACCAAUCUACAAGGAACCUAAAACUAAGUUAGAGAARGACUUUGAUGCAAUAGAAGAAAAUGCAGAUAAUAUAAUGCAUCACAUGAGAAACCUGACAUUCGAGAAUAUGAGGCACACAAGAUGGUUUGACGCGAAUGCAUCCAAAGAAAAGAAGAAGAAAAUGUUUGAAAUUCUGAUGGAAGUUGAUUGGGACUACUUUGARGACGAGCUGGGAGACAGCAUACCUGUAUUUGAGGAUUUCCUGUCAAAAUAUGACGAAAAAAGGCUACAGUCCGUUCACGAAUCCUACCGUUAUAAAAAAUUACGAGAUCAMGAGAUCGAAAGCAAGAUGUCGAGCGUGGUGGACAGUGACACUGACGAGGAGAGCAGUGAUUCGGACAACUCAGAUGGUAACUCUGAUGCUCCAAGCAAUGYCAGUGGGGAUGAGGAAGACGAUGAUCAAACUCUCAGAGAAGAGAUCCAAUUGGAAAUACCGUCAGAUACCUUAAGUGUACGUGCACCUAGUCCAGGGCUGUCCAUUCGGGGUAUGUAUGGCUUGCCAGCUCGUWCAACAUCAGCAACAUCUAAAAGGCCGGAAUCAUCACUGUCGACCCGUAAGACAYCGAUACCAACGUUAACGGUCCAAGCUCCAACGAUCUCUUUGGCAACCGAAGUUGAAAUGUCCAAAGUUUUAGAGGAUGUUGAGAGAGAACGUUGCGCAACUGAUGCCGAGCUGAACAGCUUUCUUCCAGAAAUACGAUCAGUCGACGAGAACAACAUCCCUCAGUAUGAAAGUGAUCCUGAGCAAGUCAAGAAAAAAUCGAAGAAGAAGAAGAAAACCAAGCCUGACAAGAAAAAGAAAGACCAGGGUGAYCCGGAAACCUUCUCUAUAAAAAGUAAACCUGCAUGGGGUGACUCCGAUACUAUGAUGCGAAAAUCGCCGGCGGGAUCGAGCGAAAAGGAUCGACUGAUACCCGAUGGUGAAGACAACAAGGGUAUUGACAGCCAAGGCAGGGAUAAUGAUGCAUUUGACGGAGAACCUCAGAUUAAGGAAAAAAGGAAGAAGAAAAAGAAAAGGAAGCAAUCAGAUGUAUAAAGAUAGAAAUGUGUACACUUCAUUAAACAGUCCAAACUCAUAGAACCUCAUCAUUACAGAAGACAACCCCCAUGCGCCCUUUAGGUAUAAACCAAGUUCUAUGAUUUUGAGCCCAUUAACGUUUAUUAAAUCGARUGUAUACGUAAAAAUUCACUAAAUAAUUAGUCGAUGAUUCCGUGUACGUCGUAAUGAAAUUGAAAUCAAAUUAAUAGGUUUUGACGUCAUUUUUGACGGUYCCCAAAAUAUUCAUUUUGAAAAUAUUACCCAGAAAGACUUAGUGUUCAAUUUAGUGAAAGCCAGCGAUGCAUGUUUCUGGUAUUUUAACGCAAACUCAUAUUUUAAUGAGUUAAGGUAGUGGCAGUAAGAACGUUAAAUAAUGACGCCAUUGGGAUUCCUGUGUCAUAGUUGUACUAAACAUAGCUUUUGGGGAUGGCUUUUCAUUCCAUGACAUUGGUAAUUAUGUAAAGCAGUUUUUAGAAAGCCACUGUAGCACAUUUUUGUAAAAUAGUAAGCACUAGAGAGUGGGACAAGACUAGUUUUAGUAAAACAAACCAUUGUUGAGUUCA